UUAUCAGUGAAAGUGUAACAGCGCAGAGCAACUUUUCUUCCGAAGGAUCAGUUUUCCAUCGAAGCUCGGGAUCAGUUUUUCAGUGCUGUGCUUACGAGAGAACAGUUCAGUUCUGCCGCCGAGUGUUGUUUCGGAGUGCCACUACCGGCCGCGGCUAAUUGAAUCGAUUGCUGUUGUGCUUUUUGCCUGUUGCCUGCGGAACAACGUGUUGCUCGUGGACGUGGACGCGGUCGUUGGGCUAGACACGGUGCAAGUUCGGAGGAAUAGAUUGCCGUUUCAUACGCUGGUGUGCUGCUGCAGAGUUGAAAAUUGCAUCCGCGCUGUGAUUGACACACGGAAGCAAACGGUUCAACACCUCUCUAAAAGGACCUGUCACAUCAUUUAGGCUCUCUGCCCACCCACUUCAACCAACAACCAUGAUGGUUUCCACCAGUAUGACCACGAGGCAUAUUCUGCUGGUUCUAGCUAUGCUGCUGUGUGUAGUUAAAUUGACCACCGGACGACCACAAAACGCAAUCGACAACCAGGAUGCCCCCGAGAUAAACCUAAACGAGCUGCGGAAACUGUACUCCAACUACAACCCGUAUGGUUCGAACUCACUGGAUGACUACGGACUGGACCGGUUACAGCUGCAACUGCUGGCACAAUAUGCCCAGAGCAACGCCAUCGGUGGAGCAGGCGGCUGGGACCAGCUGUACCGUGCACCGGAAAUGAAACGCCAGAUCCGGUAUCGUCAGUGCUACUUCAACCCAAUCUCUUGCUUCAAGAAGUAAGCGAAUUCUGCGGCCCCCCAUCUUUUGUUUUGGAAUGCUCCUGCGUUUUCUCAUCAUCCGUUGUAACUGUUUGUAAUACACCCUAACUACUCUCGAGUACCGCUGGGAUGGAUGUUCAUGGCAUCAUGUAUAGCUGGCCCCCAUAGCUGUAAGAAACAGGUAGUAGCAUACUAUUGCACAAAGUCAACUAACCAACACCUAGGGAUAUAGGCAACUCUGCGACCAACAACACCUUCAAUAUGAUCUUCUCCAGACAUACCGGGAAGCGUGCAGUGAAGUGAGUGGAGCAUCAUCGUUUCAUUUUCGUUCUGUAUAAACAUAUGACUAACAACUUAAGGCAACAUUAAUCAUAUAUCUAAUGCUAGUGAGUGCUACCCGGAAUCUAAAUUGCCGUUUCUCUUUGAUGAAGUAAAAGGUUACACAGGAAGAGGCUAGCGAAAAUCUGGAAAGGUUAUUUUACUUCGUACGGAAUUGUUUGUAAAUUAUUGGAAAUAUACUGUGAGAUGAUACAAUUAACUAAUGUCAUAUAAAGGAGCAGUUUGAAUCGCUACUGUCACUGUUAUGUUCGAAAAAUUGUAGAAUUCUUAUCGAGAGGAUGUAAAUCAGAUAAAUAAACUAUUUUGUUAGCAAUUAAAGUACUGAAUCCGAAA
Ochlerotatus camptorhynchus is the source of this 1423-nucleotide messenger RNA. RefSeq names its product Allatostatin C (gene AstC). The coding region runs from base 417 to 773 and encodes 118 amino acids. The record is from RefSeq and is a predicted model, not a curated record. The transcript has 4 exons. NCBI's taxonomy places the organism in Eukaryota, Metazoa, Arthropoda, Insecta, Diptera, Culicidae.